This is a messenger RNA of Sparassis crispa, 2115 nucleotides long. RefSeq names its product Malonamoyl-CoA synthetase vrtB. Gene Ontology annotation, cellular component: cytosol. The transcript is spliced from 16 exons. The coding region runs from base 1 to 2115 and encodes 704 amino acids. Gene Ontology annotation, biological process: lipid metabolic process. The record is from RefSeq and is a predicted model, not a curated record. Gene Ontology annotation, molecular function: acetoacetate-CoA ligase activity. NCBI's taxonomy places the organism in Eukaryota, Fungi, Basidiomycota, Agaricomycetes, Polyporales, Sparassidaceae.
AUGGACGAGUCGCCCGCUGAUCGCGCCGAGAUGGGACCACUUUAUCAACCUCCGUCUCCAGAAUCUUCUCGCGCACUUCGCUUCUUGCGUCAUACAAACGCCAAGCAUUCGUUGUCCCUCUCAUCGUAUCUUGAUCUAUACAACUGGUCAAUCGACAAGAUCGAUGACUUUUGGAGUGAAGUCUGGGACGAAACCGCUGUCGUUGGCGACAAGGGGGCUCAUGUUGUUGACACAACUGCUCCACCGCCUGCAAACCCACUCUGGUUUACUGAGGCCAAACUCAAUUAUGCCGAGAACUUGCUCAAGUGUCGCUCCCCAGACAAGACUGCUUUGAUAGAAGCUAUCGAACCCGAUCCGAACAAUCCUUCUCCUCCCCAUCGUCGUGUGACAUACCUGGAGCUCUAUUCUCUUGUUGCUGAUCUGGUUUCUGCAUUGCUCGCGUCUGGGUUGAAAGCUGGAGACCGCGUUGCGUCAUAUUCAUCCAACUGCAUUGAGAAUGUGGCUGCUUGCUUAGCAGCUGCGGCAAUAGGAUGUAUAUGGGUCAGUGCUGCAGCCGAUUUUGGACCUGAAGGGGUGUUAGAGAGAUUUGAACAAGUGCGACCAAGUCUUAUUUUCUCCGUGGAUGCCGUUGUCUACAACGCAAAAGUACAUCCACACUUACCCAAGCUCAAGUCGCUGCUCGUGGGCUUACAAGAUCGCGCUGCCUUACGACCAAAGGUCGUCGUGAUCCCGCAUAUGUCUACGUCGAUAGACCGCAGUGACUGGCACGACGGCUGGAUUAGCUGGGAUGAGUUCGUCGCUGAGGGUAAGGAGAAGAAACUAGGUCGUACACCGGAAGGUGAGAUUGAAUGGUGCCGCCUGGACUUCAACUGGCCUCUGUGGAUUCUCUUCAGUUCUGGCACGACGGGUCGCCCAAAACCGAUCGUUCACCGAGCUGGUGGCAUGCUGUUACAGGCAAAAAAAGAAUUUGUCAUCUGCGCUGACCUCCAGCCUGAAGAUGUGUUCUUUUAUUAUACCACAACGGGCUGGAUGAUGUGGAAUUUCCUCAUAGCUGGUCUGAGUGUCGGAUGCACGCUGGUCUUAUACGACGGCAGCCCGCUGUACAACCCUGCUUACUUGUGGCACCUCGUGGACGAACUCGAGAUCUCGAUCUUCGGCACUAGCGCAAAGUAUAUAGACCAGCUUUCUAAAGUCUAUAAGCCUGCGGACUACCACCAGCUCUCCACCCUGCGCCACAUAUAUUCGACUGGCUCUCCGCUAGCGCCGCCUCUAUUUGACUUUGUCUACAAACAUAUUCGUCCCGACGUUUUACUGGGUUCUAUCACGGGCGGGACGGACAUUUGCUCUCUAUUCGCCGGGAUGUGCACUGCGCUUCCGGUGUUCCGUGGCGAAAUUCAAUGUCGACUAUUGGGUAUGGCCGUGGAAGUGUUCACGCCUUCCGGGACCAUUGCUGCGCCAGAUGAAGCUGGUGAACUCGUUUGCCUAAAGCCGUUCCCUUGCAUGCCCGUGGGCUUCUGGCCGCUGCCUGGUUUCGGAAGCGAGGAGGCUGUCGAAGCUGCCAAGAUGCGUUAUCAGCAGGCCUACUUCUCAGAGUUUAAGGAUGUUUGGUUCCACGGCGACCACGUUAUCCUCACGCGAUCCAGGGCAGGUAACGGAGGGGGUUUGAUCAUGCUAGGUAGGAGUGAUGGCGUGCUUAACCCUGGAGGCGUUCGCUUUGGGUCAGCUGAGGUUUACGACGUGAUUGAUUUGUGCUUCGCGCCUGCAACAUCGCACGGUGCUCACGCCAUCGUCGACUCUCUGGUCAUUGGGCAAGGCAUUGCGAAGGGUGCAGACGAGCGCGUGAUCUUGUUCAUUAAGCUUCUGGAGGGGCAGGUACUAAGCGCAGAACUGGAGAAGAGAAUCAAGGCCGAGAUACGAGUCAGAAGGAGCGCCAGACAUGUACCAGCACGGGUCCAGGAUAUACCGUACACUGUGAAUUUAAAGCGCGUGGAGGUUCCUGUGAAGAAGAUAAUCAACGGGGCUCCUAUCUCGAGCAUAAACCCAGCGACUCUCAAAAACCCGGGUUGUCUGGCGGAAUACGAAGCGUUGGGUAUUGCUUUGAGAGCUGAAGUUUAA